Plasmodium relictum is the source of this 1206-nucleotide messenger RNA. It is a transcript of the gene ACBP1, whose product is annotated as apicoplast calcium binding protein 1, putative. The coding region runs from base 1 to 1206 and encodes 401 amino acids. The transcript has a single exon. The record is from RefSeq and is a predicted model, not a curated record. Gene Ontology annotation, molecular function: calcium ion binding. NCBI's taxonomy places the organism in Eukaryota, Apicomplexa, Aconoidasida, Haemosporida, Plasmodiidae.
AUGAAAUUAUUAAAGCUUUCCUUUGUACGAUAUGAUUUUAUUAUUUCCAAAUUUUUUCUCCUCGUAUCCUUUUUAUUUUUAAUGUUAUUAUCUGAUAAUUUUAUUAAAAAAGAAUAUUUUUUUAAUAUAGAAAUACAAAGUAGCAAGAUAUGCCAUUUUUUGCAGAAUAAUUUUUAUAAAUUAGAAAGAGUAUUUUUGUGCACAUCUCUUCAAAAAAACUUUCUUUUUAAUGAUUGGAAGAGCUUAAAAAAAAAAAAUCUAAUGAAUCAUAAAAAAAAAGUAAAGGAAGAAAAUAAUAUUAGUAAAAAGACAAAGAAAAAAAAGAAAGAAGAAUUAAAGGAAGAUGAUAAUUCAUUAGAUCUUGUAAUGGAUACAAAUAAUCCUUCUUUAGAUGAAAAUGUUCUUGAAAAGUCUAAAUUGGUAUUCAAAAAAUUAGACAAAAAUAAUAAUAAUCUAAUAGAUUUCAAUGAAUUCAGGACAAAUGUAGAAAUAUUAUCAAAAAGUGAUGAAAUUAAUACAAAUAUCUUAAAUUAUCUGUUUCAGCUAUUUGAUGUAAAUAAAGAUAAAAAACUGAAUUACACUGAAUUUUUAUCAUUAAAUUCCUAUGAUUUUAAUUAUGUUAAAUUAAUUCAAAUUUUAUUUGAUGAAGAAAAUAUAAUAGAUAAAAGUACCAUAUAUGAGUAUCUGCAUAUUUACUUUUCAGAAUUUUUAGAAUAUGCAAUUGAAGAUGAUAAAUAUAUUUUGGUGAGAAAAAACAAUUUAGUUCAUAUGCUUUCAGAUAAUUUUUUUAAAAAUAAUAAAAGUAAAUGGGACAUAAAUGAAGACGAAAAGUUACAAAUGGAAGAAUUCCAAAAUUUUCAAAUGUCCUUAUUAACAGAUAUUAAUCAUUUAUCAAGUUUUUUGCAAUUGGACUAUAACCUAGAUGGAAAAAUUGAUAUUGCCGAAUUAUUAUUUUAUAUUAACAAUGACAGUACUGUUUAUGACAAAUUGUUUAUAUAUAUUAAAAAUAAUAAAAGAAAAGAGGAUGUAUUUAAAUAUAUUAAAGAAUCAUUAAAUAUUGAUGACACUAUAAUUUUCAAUUUAAAAGUUUUACUUUAUUCAUUUGAUAUUGAUAAUGAUAUGCUGCUAGAUUUAGAAGAAUAUAAAAAUCAAACUGAAACUGUUUUUAUUUUGGAUUCAACACCUGAAAUAAUCUACGCUACUUAA